AUGUCAGAGAUAUACUUCAAGUUCCGCAACGCCCGGGACACGAAGAAGGUGGCCUUCACGGGCGCCUUCCUGUCUGUAAGCGAGCUGAAGCGCCUCAUCGCCCAGCAGACUGGCAUUGGCGGCGAUAGCAGCGCCGGUCUCGAGAUCACCGACCCACAGACUGGCGCCACGUACAAGGAUGACAGCCAGCAGGUCCCGAGGAACUCCAGCGUGGUCGUGCGCCGCGUGCUGGGCGGAGGCUCGGCCGCCCCCGCCCGCGCGGUCAAGGCUGAGCCCGAGCCCGCCGCCGAGGAAGAACAGCCAGAUGAGCAGCCAGGUCCUCACGCAGAGGACGACUUCGGCGGCGACGUCUUCGCCGCGCCCGACCAGGAGGAGGACGCGGAGACCAAGGCGCUCAAGGCGCGUCUCCUGGGCGUCGCGGCGAGCUGGGAGCAGGAGAAGGGCCGCGCGGCGCAGGCCGGGCAGCACGCAUACAAGAGCUCGCGCAAGGAGAGGGAGGGCCCGCCGCGGAGCUACAUCUGCCCCGUGUGCAGCAAGGUCGGCGAGCACAUGGAGGAGGACUGCCCCCUGCGUCAGGACCCCAGCGUGCGGCGCGUGCGGCGCCCCGUGGGCAUCCCGAUGACGGAGCUCGUGCGCGACACGGAGGGCGGGAUGGUCUUCAACGACAAGAUCGUGGUCGGCAUCCGCGAGGACAGGGCGGUGUUCGACGAGGAGGAGGAGCGCCGCGCGAAGGAGCUGGCGAGGAAGGAGGCCGAGGCGCGGGCGAAGCGCGGGGAGGGCCCCAAGGCCAUACAGCCCGCGCGGCGGGACGAGCGGGCGCGAGGCGGCGCCGGGCACGGUGAGCGGCAGCAGCGGGCUGCGCCGCAGGCUCCUCCGCCGCGGCCGCGGCCUCCGGGGCCGUCCCCGUCCAGCGACCCGAUGCACACGUACAACCAGCCCCGGGGCUACGGCCCGCCGAUGGCCAUGAUGGGCGCCCCGCCGCCGGCCCACGCCCCGCCACCGCCCCCGCCGCGGCGUACACAAGCGGCGCCCCCAGGGCCGUCGGCACCACCGGGCGUGAACCCGCAGGCGUGGCAGCGGCUGCUCUCGGAGCGCCGCAUGUACGAGGAGGCCGUGCGCUCCUACCCCUCGUCGGUGCGCAAGAUGUUGCCGCGCGGCGAGGGCGCGAUGCUGUUCCACUGCUUCGGGCACCAGCCGCUGUCGCGCACGGACUUCUACCGCCUCCAGGCGGACCUCCGCAAGCUGCUCGGGCUCCCCCCGCGGCCGGACCCGGGCCCGAACGCCACGGACGACGAGGCGUCGGACAGCGGCAGCGACGAGGAGGGGGGCCGCGGGCGGCGCCACAGCAGCCGGCGGCGCAGCAGCGACCGCGACCGCCGCGAGCGCUCGCACGACCGCCGCAGGAGCCUUGAGCGCUCUCGGUCUCGCCGCCGCAGCCGGUCGCGCUCGCGCGAUCGCCGCCGGAGCCGCAGCCGCGGCGCCAGCCGCGACCGCCACGCGCGGGACCGCCCGCGCCGGCGGAGCCGCAGCCGCAGCCCCGAGCGUCGCUCCGAGCGCUCGCACCGCGACGAGCGCCCGCGGCACCGCGACCGCGGCGAGGGCGCGCCCGACAAGUCACGGAGGUCGGGGCGCCGGUCGCCGUCGCCGGCGCGCAGGCCGAAGCAGGACGACAGGGAGCGGCGGAAGGACAGGGACAGGGCUGGCGGGGAAGACAGGGGGAGGGGUGUCAGGGGGGGGGAGUCUGAGGGCGACAGGGAGAAGCCGCAGGAGGGCCCGCGAGACGGGGAGGGCGGCGGACGCGGGGAGGACGAGCGGGGGUCUGCGCGGGACCGCGGCGGCCGCAAGCGCGAGGCGGGCGCGGCGGCUGUGGAGCCGGCAGCCAGCAAGCGGGCACGCGUGGUGACGGUAGAGGUUGACAGGGGCCGCGGAGGGCGGCCGGCGCCGGCGCAGGAGGAGCCCUCGCCGCGGCAGGAGGCGAAGCGGGACGCACCGCGCGGGCGGGGCAGCGCGGGGCGGCUCGUUUCGAGCGCGUUGCGGGACGCGGGGAUUCGCAAGUAG
This is a messenger RNA of Pedinophyceae sp. YPF-701, 2058 nucleotides long. The record is from the annotation of a GenBank genome assembly. Lineage: Eukaryota; Viridiplantae; Chlorophyta; Pedinophyceae.